AUGCGGCCGCUGGCGCUGGGACUCCGGUUCCUGACGCCGCUGUUUCUGCUCGCGCGGUCAGCACCUGCCUCUGAGCCCUCGGCGCAGGACGUGAGCCUGGGCGUGGACUGGCUGAGACUCUAUGGCUACUUACCACCACCAGAUCCUGCCCAGGCCCAGCUGCAGAGCCCUGAGAAGCUGCGUGAUGCCAUCAAAGUCAUGCAGAGGUUCGCUGGGCUGCCUGAGACAGGACGCUUGGACAAAAGGACUAUAGAAACCAUGCGCAAGCCCCGUUGCUCCCUGCCUGACGUGCUGGUGGGGCCUGCGGGGCUGGUUAGACGGCGCCGCCGCUAUGCUCUGAGUGGCAGUGUGUGGAGGAAGCGGAUCCUGACCUGGAGGGUACAGUCCUUCCCCCAGAGCUCCCUGCUGAACCCUCAGKUAGUGCGGACCCUCAUGAGCUAUGCCCUGACCGUCUGGGGUGUUGAGUCAGGCCUCACGUUCCAGGAGGUGAAUUCCCAGCACCAGGAGGCUGACAUCCUCAUCGACUUUGCCCGGGCCUACCACCAGGACAGUUACCCCUUCGACGGGCUGGGCGGCACCCUUGCCCAUGCCUUCUUCCCUGGGGAGCACCCAAUCUCCGGGGACACUCACUUUGAUGAUGAGGAGAUCUGGACUUUUGGGUCGCAAGAUGGUGAGGGUACUGACCUGUUUGCUGUAGCUGUUCACGAGUUUGGCCACGCCCUGGGUCUGGGCCAUUCCUCCGCACCCAACUCCAUUAUGAGGCCCUUCUACCAGGGCCCAGUGGGUGACCCUGACAAGUACCGCCUGUCCCAGGAUGACCGUGAUGGCCUGCAGCAGCUGUAUGGGAAAGUGCCUCAAACCCCAAAUGACCAGCCCACAAGGAAACCCCUGAUUCCUCCAAGGCCCUCUGUCCUGCCCCCUGACAGGCCCUCGGCACCUGUCCCUGAUCGAUGUGAGGGCAGUUUUGAUGCCAUUGCCAACAUCCGCGGUGAAACCUUCUUUUUCAAAGGCCCCUGGUUCUGGCGCCUCCAGCCCUCAGGACAGCUGGUGUCGCCCCGACCUGCCCGGGUGCACCGCUUCUGGGAGGGGCUGCCCUCGCACGUGAGGGUCAUCCAGGCCGCCUAUGCUCGGCGCGGAGACGGCCGAAUCCUCCUUUUCAGCGGCCCGCAGUUCUGGGUGUUCCGGGAGCGGCAGCUAGAGGGCGCAGCGCGGCCGCUCGAGGAGUUAGGGCUGCCGCCGGGCGAGGUCGUAGACGCCGCGUUCUCGUGGCCAUUCAACGGGAAGACCUACCUGAUCCGGGGACAGCAGUACUGGCGGUACGACGAGGAGGCCUCGCGCCCGGACCCGGGCUACCCGCGCGACCUGAGCCUCUGGGAAGGGGCGCCUCCCGCCCCCGACGAUGUCACUGUCGGCAACACAGGUGACACCUACUUCUUCAAGGGCGCCCACUACUGGCGCUUUCCCAAAGGCAGCGUCAAGACCGCGCCGGACUCCCCGCAGCCCAUGGGGCCCAAGUGGCUGGACUGUCCGGCCCCCGACUUUGGCCCUCACACUCCUGAGCCCCGCAAACCGACCCCCAAGCCCGGAACCUGUGAUUGUCGGUGCGAGCUCAACCAGGCCUCCGAGAGGCCGCCCGCGCUGCUCCUGGUGUCCCUCCUGCCCCUGCUGGCGGGCGUCCUCUUCUGCUGAGGGCAGGGACCUCCUGAGCGGAACAGCGCCCUACACCGAGCAGGGCCGGAGUCUCUGCUGGACCUUGCGUGGGGCUGUGAGUCUGUCCCCUCUGCGUAGCUCCCUCCAGCACAGAACUGGACAGAUUCCCUGGGGAGGUCCGGCUGCUGCCUGGACUUUACCUCCAGUGCUCUCUGGGUGGCACCCGCCGCCAAUGGGCACCAGUGCGCGGUGACCUCCGUGCUCCGUGGGCACCUGCAAGAGCAGCCGCCUGAGACGGUGCAGACUCAGGAAGGGGCGGGAUGCCGAGGCAAUGGGGGCGGGGAGGGGGCGAGAGGCAGAGCUAAGCACGGGGACUGUACACUU
Messenger RNA from Urocitellus parryii (Arctic ground squirrel), 2034 nucleotides. RefSeq names its product matrix metallopeptidase 25 (gene Mmp25). NCBI's taxonomy places the organism in Eukaryota, Metazoa, Chordata, Mammalia, Rodentia, Sciuridae. Gene Ontology annotation, molecular function: zinc ion binding; metalloendopeptidase activity. The record is from RefSeq and is a predicted model, not a curated record. Gene Ontology annotation, cellular component: plasma membrane; extracellular matrix. Gene Ontology annotation, biological process: proteolysis; collagen catabolic process; extracellular matrix organization.